This is a messenger RNA of Pyrenophora tritici-repentis Pt-1C-BFP, 756 nucleotides long. The record is from RefSeq and is a predicted model, not a curated record. NCBI's taxonomy places the organism in Eukaryota, Fungi, Ascomycota, Dothideomycetes, Pleosporales, Pleosporaceae.
AUGCUCGCGCGACUUCGCGUCUCGUUCCUGGCCAUUCUUCUGGCAGUUCUCUUGACAAGUGCGCUUGCCUCAACCCCAACAUCGCCAUUUCCCUGCACCGGUGACGGCCUGUUGUUUCAGAACCCAGAUCUCCUGCACGACCUCUUCGUCUUCAAAUGCGUCACUACCGUUGUCUUCAAUGCAGAUACCGGUGGCGAGGCAGCUAAUGAAUCUCAAAGCAGCACCUUUUACGGUCAAGGCUACCAGGCGUACGGCAAAGAGACGCUGAAGAAAUUGUACAGCGCGGAUAUCCCGGCCAUCUCUUCCACAGACGGGAGGAAUAGGUAUACGGUUGCUGAACUCAAGGAUGUCGUUGCUACCAUCCUUGGGUUCAGACGUGCAAAAGAUAUCCGCGUGUUAGACUAUGUUGAUUCAUUUUCGGUGACGGACACGGAUGAUGUGCAGCUGGAACAUGCGGAUCGUGUUGCGUCGGCCAAGAUUGUGGUGGAUGCUGUGAGGGAGAAGGGGAUUCCGGGAACAGUCAAGGGUUACGCGUGCGAUGCACUACGCAAUCUGAAGAACAAUCUUCAUACACCGGAUUACAUCAAGAAGUUCGCCGCAUUCUUCGAGUACGCGAGACAUGAUCCGGAUAUGUGCCAGAGUCUGCAAGAGUGUGGUGAUAGGCUCAGGAAGAUCAAUGCUUACACUGAUGACUAUGACGAGGGUAAUCACAUCUACGAGUUUCUGAAGCGUGAGUACUAUGCUUCACCCGCCUAA